GUCACUGAAUGUUUCCUCUUCACGAAGGAGGUGCUCAGUCACUCGGAAGCGGGUAAAUUAAUUAUGGAAAAAAGCAAGAAACUGCGUUUAAAAAGAAAAGUGCCUCAACAGAAACGACCUGUAGCAACAGAAGUGUUAGGACAGAAUCCAAAUGAAGCAGAAACCGUUACAUUAUCCUCCGACUCGGAGUGUGAUGACGGCCAAUCCAGUAAACGAAGAAAAAUCGAGUAUCAGCAAACCGAUUCAGAAGAACUUCAAGAAGGAAAAAGAGAAUUUCUACAUACAAAGAACCCCAGCUUGAAUAAAUUGAGAGAAAUGAUACUGUCUUUGUCACCUCGAGAUGUAGAUAUUACUAAUUUAUCCCCAUUUCCUGCCUUCAAUACACAGGUCCAAGAAACUGAGGGUAGGUUGAAGAAUAAGGUCAGCAUAGUCAAAGGGAGAUUACAAGCAGUUGCUGAAUUUCAGUCAGGGAAAAUGUUAUCUCCUUUCCCAAAACUUUGCAGACAUUUUCGAAAGUCUUCAAAGCAGAUACAGAAAGGUCUGUCAACUGAAAUUAGUGCAGAAGAGUCUGGAACAGAUACAGAAACUUCUAAAUCAGUGGAUAUACAUGAUAAACAUGAGCAAGGAUCUUUGAAUUCCUCAAAAUUUAAUAAUAGAGAAUUAAAACAUGUAUCUCAUUUUACUAAGGUAGAUACUGGUAGCGAGAUUGGAGUUCGGCAACGUCAUAUAGGUGAAUAUAGAGAUGAAAAUAGUUCAAUUAUUAGAGAUAGAAAUUCAAAUUACUAUGCCCUGCAAUCUCAGAAUACAGAUGGGAGACGAGAGAGAAAGAAAUUAGAACCAGCCAAGUCAAAUAGUACCAGUGACAAACUUGGUACUUUGAAAAGGGUAUCACAGAGGAAGUCUGAAAAGGAAGAAGCAGGUGAAUUUGUAAAGUCGGGUAACAUUUUAGUAAAUAAACAUGAUUCAAGGCUAGACAAAGAGCUAACCACAGGUAUACAAAAAACGCAUUCAAUUGGAGGUGAAAAUAAGAGAAAUGAAACUAAAAAUGGUGAUCGUCACACAAGUCUACAGGACAAGUUUACUACAAGACUACCUCGAGUUAAUUCUACCUUGGAUAAAAAUAUAAGAGAAGAAUCUAAUGUCAGUAUAAUGUUACAGAAAAACUGUACAACUAGUAUACGAAGCACACAUUCUACUAAAGGAGAUCAAAAUAUGGGAGAAGUAAGUCCAGAUAGGGUUGUGCUAGAGAAUACAUUCACUGCUGGGAUACCUCGAAGAAACUCUUCAAAAGCAGGUGAAGAUGUGAGAGAAGGAAACAAAGAAAGUGCUACACUCCAGAGCUGUCCUUUAUGUCAAAUGAAAUUUGAUUCUAGGAUUGGUCAGAUUGAGCUGGAUAGUCAUAUAGCAGCAUGCUUGUCUACCUCAGAAGAUGAUGUCCUCUGGUGACAUCAGCAGAUAUACUGUGACAUAGGAAAACUUGAAAACAAGAUUAUGGGACACUGUGAAGUAAAAGUACAAAUAUUUAAGUCUACCUCAAAAGAGACAGAAUAUUGUACAUGUUGUGUUUUUAGCUCACCUGUCACAAAGUGACAAGGUGAGCUUUUGUGAUCGCGCGGUGUCCGUCGUCCGUCCGUGCGUGCGUGCGUCUGUAAACUUUUGCUUGUGACCACUCUAGAGGUCACAUUUUUCAUGGGAUUUUUAUGAAAGUUGGUCAGAAUGUUCAUCUUGAUGAUACCUAGGUCAAGUUCGAAACUGGGUCACGUGCCAUCAAAAACUAGGUCAGUAGGUCUAAAAAUAGAAAAACCUUGUGAUCUCUCUAGAGGCCAUAUAUUUGACAAGAUCUUCAUGAAAAUUGGUCAGAACGUUCACUUUGAUGAUAUCUAGGUCAAGUUCGAAACUGGGUCAUGUGCCAUCAAAAACUAGGUCAGUAGUUCAAAUAAUAAAAAAACCUUGUGACCUCUCUAUUGGCCAUAUUUUUCAUGGGAUCUGUAUGAAAGUUGGUCUGAAUGUUCAUCUUGAUGAUAUCUAGGACAAGAUCGAAACUGGGUCAUGUGCGGUCAAAAACUAGGUCAGUAGGUCUAAAAAUAGAAAAACCUUGUGACCUCUCUAGAGGCCAUAUAUUUCAUGAGAUCUUCAUGAAAAUUGGUCAGAAUGUUCACCUUGAUGAUAUCUAGGUCAAGUUCGAAAGUGGGUCAUGUGCCUUCAAAAACUAGGUCAGUAGGUCAAAUAAUAGAAAAACCUUGUGACCUCUCUAGAGGCCAUAUUUUUCAUGGGAUUUGUAUGAAAGUUGGUCUGAAUGUUCAUCUUGAUGAUAUCUAGGUCAAGUUCGAAAGUGGGUCAGGUGCCAUCAAAAACUAGGUCAGUAGGUCAAAUAAUAGAAAAACCUUGUGACCUCUCUAAAGGCCAUAUUUUUCAUGGGGUCUGUAUGAAAAUUGGUCUGAUUGUUCAUCUUGAUGAUAUCUAGGUCAAAUUCGAAACAGGGUCAUGUGCGAUCAAAAACUAGGUCUGUAGGUCUAAAAAUAGAAAAACCUUGUGACCUCACUAGAGGCCAUACUUGUGAAUGGAUCUCCAUAAAAAUUGGUCAGAAUGUUCACCUUGAUGAUAUCUAGAUCAAGUUUGAAACUGGGUCACGUGCCAUAAAAAACUAGGUCAGUAGGUCAAAUAAUAAAAAAAACUUUGUGACCUCUCUAGAGGCCAUACUUUUCAUGGGAUCUGUAUGAAAGUUGGUCUGAAUGUCCAUCUUGAUGAUAUCUAGGUCAAGUUUGAAACUGGGUCAACUGCAGUCAAAAACUAGGUCAGUAGGUCUAAAAUUAUUAAAAUCUUUAGACCUCUCUAGAGGCCAUAUUUUUCAAUGGAUCUUCAUGAAAAUUGAUCUGAAUGUUCACCUUGAUGAUAUCUAGGUCAGUUUCAAAACUGGGUCACGUGCGGUCAAAAACUAGGCCAGUAGAUAUAAAAAUAGAAGAACCUUGUGACCUCUCUAGAGGCCAUAUUUUUCAUGAGAUCUUCAUGAAAAUUAGUGAGAAUGUUCACCUUGAUGAUAUCUAGAUAAAGUUCAAAACAGGGUCACGUACCUUGGAAAACUAGGUCAAUAGGUCAAAUAAUAGAAAACCUUGUGACCUCUCUAGAGACCAUAUUUUUCAAUGGAUCUUCAUGAAAAUUGGUCAGAAUUUUUAUCUUGAUAAUAUCUAGGUCACAUUCAAAACUGGGUCACAUGAGCUCAAAAACUAGGUCACUAUGUCAAAUAAUAGAAAAAACGACGUCAUACUCAAAACUGGGUCAUGUGGGAAGAGGUGAGCGAUUCAGGACCAUCAUGGUCCUCUUGUUUAAUUUGAAGCCAAUUUAAAAAAUGAAACAAUUAAAAAAUUAAAUAUGUGCUAUUAUUUAUGACAAGAUGACAAUUAUCAGUGAUUUCUAUAUGUUUUGCAGAUUAAAUCUAUAUUUUGAA
Mercenaria mercenaria is the source of this 3445-nucleotide messenger RNA. RefSeq lists its product as uncharacterized. Gene Ontology annotation, molecular function: ubiquitin binding. Bases 64 to 1446 code for a protein of 460 amino acids. The transcript is spliced from 4 exons. NCBI's taxonomy places the organism in Eukaryota, Metazoa, Mollusca, Bivalvia, Venerida, Veneridae. The record is from RefSeq and is a predicted model, not a curated record.